UCAACAGUUAGAAAGAGACGCGUCUAAUAUAUUGUAUUGCCUCCAUUCGAAAUUACAGAAUUGCGUUGUAGUUACCUGCGUCUACAUGUGGACAUGUGGAUAAAACAGAGAUAUACAUUGUAUUAAGCGUACAAAUGCGAAAAAGACACAUCCAAGAUGUCAUGAUCUCGUUUCUGAGGUUUAUUGACGAGACCAAUUAAUGUUUCAAGACGCUGUACAUAAAUACGGUAAUGGCGCCUAAAACAACACUGUUAAUGAGUCUUAUGACCGCAAGUUUGGUCGCCUUGACACCACGUGCUGAAGUUAUCGAUAACCUGUGCUUUCCUUGUUUAUGCGUUUCGCAGAAUGAGCAAGGUUUGUACAAAGUGAACUGCAGAUCAAACCCUCUGCUUAACGGUAGUUUGCCAGAUUUCAAACACAUUUCCGAAGCUCAAGUGUACUCACUUGACAUGUCAAACACCAGACUAAAUAAUUUCACCACUAGAACAAUGACGCCUUUUGCAGAUUACAACAAUUUACAAGAAUUGAAUAUGGAAAAUACUUCUAUCAAUUCCAUGAAAAAUAACAGUGCAACAAUUGAAAGCCAAACAUUUUCAGGUCUGGAAAAGUUAAAAUAUCUAAACAUUGCUCAUAACGAUCAAUUUGCUCUUACCAAUGAAACGGAUGUAAAUUUUUUCGAGCUUUUGACGUCUCUGAAAAAACUCGUAAUGUAUCAGACUAAUUUAAUUCCAAUCAAAGUCAAUACCGGUUAUCCCGGACCAAGCUUGGCAAAAUUUCAGUCUUUGGAAGAAUUAUGGAUUGAUGGAUUUUCGCAAGUUCCUUUUGGAGCAGAAUUUCAAAAUAUGACGAAUCUAAAAAUUAUUCGUAUAUCUGGUGACCUCAUUUUGCCACAUUGGCAAAACCAAGAUUUCUGUAGCAUUAAUGAUAUCACAGAUUACACUUUGGCAAACUUGAGACAUGUCUCAAAUUUAUCAAUCAUUAGAUGCGGAGUAUCUCAUAUAAGUAAAAACGCCUUCAAGGGUAUGACGGGAAUACGCAUGCUUGAUUUGUCUAUGAAUUUCGCGUUGGGGUUGGAAACUCCUUUUAACAGUUUUUACAGUUUACCUUCCGGAAUGGAAAUGCUUAUCUUAGACAGCGUUGUUGACGUUUAUGCAAUUGACUGUCCCAUCGAAAUCACAAAAGAAAUGGCAGCAUCGAUCAGUCAUACAGGUUUGAAGAUGAUUUCAUUAGAUAGAAACACAAUAAACAAAAUCGAUCCUGAUGCGUUUUCGGUUCUGCCAAAGAGUCUUCAACAUAUACGAAUAAGGGCAAACAAAUUUGAACUUGGAAGGUACAUGUUGUAUGCAUAUCAACUUACAAAUGUUAAAACAAUUGAAGCAUCCUAUGCCCAUAUGGGACUUCAGUUCGAAGCUUUCUCUAAUGUUGAACACCAGUCUUUUCAAAGCGUUGCGACAAUAAACACAGCUGUAAAAGAAAAUAUCUACCGGAACCGUUUAUCAUUAAGCGAACAUAACCUACCUGGUCGGGGACCAAACAUAAACUCAGAAUGUCAGAAACCACGACCGUACAUUCCGCCAGUCACUAUAACUGCGUUCUUUCCACCAAAAUUAGAAUAUAUUGAUGUGAGUCACAGUAAAAUUGCAUUCCCUAUUUACGGUUUUUAUAUAGAUUCAAACAACUCGAUUAAAACAGUCAAUGGAUCUAGCUCACUUUUCUUUUGCUGGGACAGACCUAUUCAUGGAUUAAAAAGUAUCGAAAAUAUUGACCUCAGCAACAAUUUUUGUUCCUCUGUUCAUGAACUAUUCUUUAGUAAUUUUCCAAAAUUAAAGCGUGUAUACCUUCAACGAAAUUACCUUCAAUUUGUUGUUGAACACAAGAUGAUAUUUCAUUCGAACUUCGAUCUUGAAUAUGUUGAUUUUUCGAUUAACAAAAUCAAUGCAGUUAAUUCUAAACUGUUUCAGAAUCAAAACAACAUGAAAUGGCUAAAUUUAUCUACUAACAAUUUAAUUGGAUUCUAUGUACCUAUUGUUCACAUGCAAUUCUUAAAAGUACUAGAUCUAUCAGAAAAUCGCAUAAGUACCUUGAGCAAUGAUUUACGAUCUGAUCUUGAAGCUAUAGUCUCAUCCAGGAACAAUGAAACGUUAACAGUGGACUUUACAAACAAUAUUAUUUCAUGCUCGUGUGACAACUUAGAAGUGUUAGAGUGGAUACUUGAGCAUAUGCAUCCAUCGCGAUCACUUCUAGAUGUUCGGAUAUCAAACUGUUAUUACACACAUAAUAUGUCUUCGGGAUAUCCUACAGCAACAAUUAUCAGUACAAAAGAGGAUAUGAUCUACCAAAUUUCUUUUCUGGAAAAGUAUUGCGCUUCAUACACGCCGCUGAUUAUUUCAUUGGUUGCAAUCCUGUUGGUUAUAUUCAACAUAAUACUUGCUUCAAUUAUACAUCGAUUCAGAUGGAAGAUACGGUACUGGUACUACGUGGGAUACAACAAAGAGAUAAAACAUAAAGGAUACUCAACGAUUGAAAGUUCCUUGCGUGAUUUGAUAUUCAAGUACGAUUUAUACCUCGCCUAUGAGGACGACGUCAAAGAAAUUGUUUUUGAUAUACUUAAACCGAAACUUUUGGAUCUGGAAUACACAGUUUUCACGCAUGAUGAUAUUCUAGAUGGAUUACCGCUGUACAACGUUAUUACAAAAUCGAUCCAUGCCAGCCGAGUUGUGGUGUUCGUCCUGUCAAAUGGUCCAAGGGACAGUUUGGAGUGGAAAAUAGCUGCGCACAUAACGAAUGAGGAAUCAAAUCACAGACAAAAGCCUAUGUCCGUAGCUUUGUUCUACAAUUCCGACUCAACUGUUGGCCUCCCGGAAGAACUUCAACUAUUGCGACGCAAUGCGUUUAUUGACUAUCCUGUUAAUGGCAGUGAACAAGAAAUAACGGCUUUUUGGGAAGAUUUUAUAACAUAUAUUAAACGUAAUUAAACAAUUAGCGAGUAAAUUUAGCAAAACUAUAUAUAAAGCAAUAUAGUAGAGAUGGAACUCUUAAACGUCAAGAUUUAAAUGUAUGAUUAUUUAAUGACUUGAAACGUGUGCAACACUUCUGAGUUCUUAAUCUAGCUUCAUAAA
Molecule: messenger RNA, 3119 nt
Organism: Dreissena polymorpha
Lineage: Eukaryota; Metazoa; Mollusca; Bivalvia; Myida; Dreissenidae
Product: toll-like receptor 4
Exons: 3
Coding region: 231-2975 (914 amino acids)
Biological process (GO): signal transduction
Molecular function (GO): protein binding
Source: RefSeq, a predicted model, not a curated record